This is a messenger RNA of Ectocarpus siliculosus, 789 nucleotides long. Lineage: Eukaryota; Phaeophyceae; Ectocarpales; Ectocarpaceae. The record is from the annotation of a GenBank genome assembly.
AUGGACACGUCCUUGAAGCAGCAGCCGGUGGCCAGCAGCACGACCACACGGAAGGUGGGCAGCAUCGACCCCGUGUCGGACUUCCAGGCGAUGAUGGCCUCAGCGAUAGCCGGAGAUGAAGGGGGGCCGGAACUGGCGGACCUCGCGGUUCAACAGAUGCAGGCCGUGAUCCACACGCUGGUCAGGAAGGGCACCACUUCCUCGCUUCGGGCGAAGGCCGUGAGCUGCGUCAAGGCCUUGCGCGCCGCGAGCGUGGCGCACAUCAUGGGUCAACGGUACAACGAUUUCCUCGCGGUCAUGAAGGCCAAGUAUCAGAGAGGGGACAACUCCGACAUCUGGGAGAUGGUAAUGGGGGAGAAAGGCACGUGGCCAAUCACCUCUGAGGACGACGCGAGCCUGAGCAUGACCCCGGAGAGUGCGGCGGAGUUCAUGAAGGCCGAGGAGGUGAAGCAGGAGGAAGAGGAGGCGGAGGAGGAAGCGGGCGACGAUGAUGACCUCGAUGACAUGGCGUGAAGGAAAGAAAUUCCAGGAACGGUCUGUGUGGCCACGGGUUGGAGCUCCUGCAUUCCCGACAGAAAACAUUUGAGCUGUGAGCGCUGAUUUAAAGUGAUGAGACGACAAAAAGUGGGGAAUAGAAUACCCUUGUUGUAGGGACACCCCCAGUCUUUAGGGGUUUUGCGUGUUUUUCCCUUUUCUUUGCUGUGGGUGGUGGGCUGGACUCGAAAAUACUGGGCGGAAGGGGUGGAAUGGACGGGCAAGCCAUCGAGACUGAUGGCCGUUUUGACUAUG